CAACAACUCGCCUCCUAACGCAGCAACAACUCGCCUCCUAACGCAGCAACAACUCGCCUCCUAACACAGAAGAAGAAGAAGAAGACGGCUUCAGAGGCUCCAUCGAACAUCUUUCUCCUCCAAAAGAGAUGGCCGGUCUGUGUUGGAUGGUGGUGGCGGUGGCCUUCAGCCUGUCUAUUGGAAACAGUAUGGCUGUGGGUCUGGAUCGGCUGACACAAAUUAUGAAAGAAAUCAAGAACAGGUACUUCAUACCCAACAUGCAGUUCAGUUUGGCUGCAAACAUCCCAGUGGACCAGAACCAGCUUAAGAAUGCCUUCAAUGCAGACGAUCCUGACGUUGUGGAAGAUACGGUUAAAAGUGGUGAAGUGUACGAAGGUACCAAUGUGGUUGAAGCAACAUUUAAAAGAGUUGAACUGCCUGGCAGAGUGUAUACUGAUCAUGCAGAGUACCGUGUACUGGAGAAAAUACAUGAUUUAGCUACCAGGAGUGAGGGUAAUAUUCUGAUCUUCUAUUCCUACCUUUCUCCAUGUGGUGCUAAGUGUGCAAGCAAGACCCAUCCCUACAGUAUCUUAAAGAAACUUAAAGACACCAUUGACGGUGCCAAAUGGAACGACAGAGCUUUUGUGUUUUCCAAAGUAUUUGAUGGUAAGACCAUUGACGAGAAAGAUAUUAAAGGGAGCCUUGAAAAUCUUGGAGAAUCUGUUGGUCAAAACAACACAUUCCGUUGCUACACGUCAAACAAAAGAUGCAUCAAGUGCUUCAUCGAUGGAAAACUUGCAGCUGAGUGUUUUAAAAACUAGGCAUUUAAAUGUGUCUAAGCCUCAACAAGGGGCGUAGGGGAGUAGAAGUGAUUGAGGUCCAACUGAUGGAGACCCGAACACAAACACAACUGGAUAAAUUGUGUUUUUAAAAAGAUUAUAUAUGCUUAACAACACGCUUUCUCCUUUUAACUAAGCUUAUUGCACCGACAUAAACUCUGUAUUUACAGUACUAAUGUCAUUGUACUCUGUAUCUCUGUAAAGCAUUGUUAUGUUUGUUUUUUUUCCCCACAUUAAAGCUUGGCUCAGCAUCGA
This is a messenger RNA of Sebastes umbrosus (honeycomb rockfish), 1073 nucleotides long. RefSeq lists its product as uncharacterized. The record is from RefSeq and is a predicted model, not a curated record. The transcript is spliced from 3 exons. NCBI's taxonomy places the organism in Eukaryota, Metazoa, Chordata, Actinopteri, Perciformes, Sebastidae. The coding region runs from base 129 to 800 and encodes 223 amino acids.